AUGCGGUUGGUGAAUGGGACAGAUCCAUGUUCUGGAAGAGUUGAACUUAAUUACAAAGACAUUUGGGGAGCAGUUUGUGAUGAUGAGUGGGACAUAGAGGAUGCGAACGUUGCUUGUAAGCAAAUGGGCUGUGGACCAGCCAGUUCAGCUCCUGGGAGUGCUCAGUUUGGAGAAGCCACUGGAAUGUUCUGGUUGGAUGACGUUGAGUGUAAAGGGCAUGAGUCGAACUUGUUCCAGUGUCCAUCAAGCCCAGUUGGAAAACACAACUGCAACGCAGGAGAGGCAGCGUCUGUUACUUGCUUAGAUCCGAUUUCACUGCGAUUCAUGAAUGGGACGGACAAGUGUUCUGGGAGAGUUGAGGUCUAUUAUAACAACAGUUGGACAGCCAUCUGUGACAAUGGUUGGGACAUAGAUGAUGCCAAUGUCGUUUGCCGUCAACUGGGCUGUGGGCGAGCCAGAUCAGCUCCAGGGGGUGCCCAUUUUGGCAUGGAACCUGGAGACUUCUGGUCAUAUACAGUCAAAUGUAAAGGAACUGAGUCCAACCUCAUCCAAUGUCAAGCAACUUCAAUGGAAGGAGGCCAUUGCAGUUUGGGAUACGCAGCUUCUGUUAUUUGUUCAGGUCUUUAUUCCAUUGAACAGCUAUUUCGCCUCUGCCUUGCAGCUGCUGUUUUGGUUCUGCUCACAAUCUUUCUUGUAUUGGAACUGAGAAGAAAAUCCUAG
Rhincodon typus (whale shark) is the source of this 720-nucleotide messenger RNA. RefSeq names its product deleted in malignant brain tumors 1 protein-like. Bases 1 to 720 code for a protein of 239 amino acids. Gene Ontology annotation, cellular component: membrane. The transcript has 3 exons. Lineage: Eukaryota; Metazoa; Chordata; Chondrichthyes; Orectolobiformes; Rhincodontidae. The record is from RefSeq and is a predicted model, not a curated record.